This is a messenger RNA of Prosopis cineraria, 4141 nucleotides long. RefSeq names its product receptor protein-tyrosine kinase CEPR2. The coding region runs from base 82 to 2790 and encodes 902 amino acids. The transcript has 2 exons. The record is from RefSeq and is a predicted model, not a curated record. Gene Ontology annotation, molecular function: receptor serine/threonine kinase binding; ATP binding; protein kinase activity. NCBI's taxonomy places the organism in Eukaryota, Viridiplantae, Streptophyta, Magnoliopsida, Fabales, Fabaceae. Gene Ontology annotation, biological process: protein phosphorylation.
UUUCUCAUUAUUCAUGUGGGGAAUGCAUUUCUUGGUUGCUGAGCUAUUUCGACUGUGGAGGAUGGAGACCCAUUUGCAAUAAUGGUGCGUUGGUCAUUCACCACGGCACAGACAUUCAAAUUAUUCUUCUCUUUAUUUUUGCUUUGGAAGAAACUGAUAAUUUUGCUCGUCCUAAUGGCCAAGAGACACCUUUUCUUCUUCUUCUUCCGGUUCUUUACAAUUCUGUUCAUCAUUUUCCCGCCAUGUAUGUCCGCAAGUAUAGAAACAGAGGCUCUCCUUCAGUUCAAGAAGCAUUUGAAGGACCCUUUGAAUUCUUUGGGUUCGUGGAUAGAUUCUGAGUCUCCCUGUGAAUUCCACGGCAUUACCUGUGAUAAAUUUUCCGGAAAAGUCAUAGAAAUUUCACUGGAAAAUAAGUCUCUUUCCGGGGAGAUUUUCCCGUCAAUUUUUGAUCUCCAGAGCCUUCGAGUUCUGUUACUUGCAUCAAAUUUUAUUUCUGGGAAGCUUCCAUUUGAAAUAAGCAAUUGCAGCAACCUUACAGUCUUGAACCUAACAGAGAAUGACAUGGUUGGGGCUAUUCCAGACUUGUCUGGGAUGAGAAAUCUCAAAGUUCUUGACCUCUCAGCAAACUACUUCUCCGGGAGCUUCCCAAACUGGGUUGGAAAUUUGACUGGUCUGGUUUCAUUGGGGCUCGGGGAAAAUGAAUAUGUUGAGAGUGAAAUUCCUGAGACUCUUGGCAAUCUGAAGAAAUUGACAUGGCUCUAUCUUGGUGGUUCUCAUUUGCGAGGAGAGAUUCCAGAAUCAAUUUAUGAAAUGAAGGCUCUGGAGACACUGGAUAUUUCAAGAAACAUGAUCUCUGGGAAACUCUCCAAGUCAAUUUUGAAGCUGAAAAAUCUUUAUAAGAUUGAGCUUUUCUCAAACAAUUUAACUGGGCAAAUCCCAGCUGAGCUGGCAAACUUGACUAAACUUGAGGAGAUUGACAUUUCCAAGAACCACAUGCAUGGUAAAUUGCCGGAGGUGAUUGGUACUAUGAAGAAUUUGGUCGUUUUUCAACUCUAUGAAAACAACUUUUCUGGAGAACUUCCUGCUGGGUUUGGAGAUAUGCAACAUCUUGUUGGAUUCUCAAUUUAUCGAAACAGCUUCUCUGGGAAAAUACCAGAAAAUUUUGGCCGAUUUUCACCACUGGAUAGCAUUGAUAUAUCAGAGAAUCAAUUUUCAGGUGAAUUUCCAAAGUUCUUGUGUGAAAAUAGAAUGUUGAAAUUUUUGCUUGCUUUGCAAAAUAAUUUCUCAGGUGAAUUGCCUGAGACUUAUGUUACUUGUAAAUCACUGGAGAGAUUCAGGGUCAGCAGGAAUGGUUUGUCUGGAAAAAUUCCAGAUGAGCUUUGGGCACUUCCAUUUGUAAAGAUAAUUGAUUUAGCUGACAAUAAUUUUGAUGGUGAUAUAUCUCCAAAAAUUGGGCUCUCUUCUAGCUUAAGUCAGUUAGUUCUAAUGAAGAACAAGUUUUCAGGUAAGCUUCCUUCACAACUUGGCAAGCUGAUGAAUUUGGAGAAGCUAUACUUGAGCAACAACAAUUUCUAUGGUGAAAUACCAGCUGAAAUUGGAGCUCUGAAGCAAUUAUCCUCUUUUCAUCUAGAAGAGAAUUCAUUAACUGGAUCAAUACCUGCAGAACUUGGUAAUUGUGCAAGGCUAGUAGACUUGAAUUUUGCUCAGAAUUUUCUUACUGGCACUAUCCCGCAGUCAGUUUCACUUAUGAGCUCAUUGAACUCUCUUAAUCUAUCUGGCAACAAACUUACAGGCUCGAUCCCAGAAAGCUUAGUGUCAAUGAAAUUGAGCUCAAUUGAUUUUUCCAAAAACCAGUUGUCUGGGAGAAUUCCGAACAAUCUUCUAAUUAUUGGUGGUGAUGAAGCUUUUGUUGGAAACCCAGGACUUUGUGUUGAUCAAAAUUCAAGAACUCUUAUGAAUUCUGAAUUCAACAUUUGUACAAGCAUACAUGGUCCGAAAAAGGUCUUCGCUGAUAAGAUAAUAAUUCUUUGUACCAUUGCUUCUGUCUUGGUUGUACUUUUGGUUGUGUUGCUUGUGAGUUACGGAGGCUUCAAGCAUGAAAAUGCAGAUCUGGAGAAAAACAUAAAAGGUCAUAAGGAAACAGAUUCAAAAUGGAAAAUGGCUGCUUUCCACCAAGUUGAUCUUGAUGUGAAUGAAAUAUGUAAUCUGGAUGAAGAUAAUUUGAUUGGAACUGGUGGCACUGGAAAGGUUUAUCGAGUUAACUUGAAGAAAACUCGUUCAACAGUGGCUGUAAAACAACUAUGGAAAGGAAAUAGUGUAAAAAUUUUGGCGGCAGAGAUGGAGACUUUGGGGAAAAUAAGGCAUAGAAAUAUACUUAAGCUUUAUGCUUCUUUGUUUAAAGGAGGAUCAAACUAUUUAGUGUUAGAGUACAUGCCAAAUGGUAAUCUUUUUCAAGCUCUUCACAGACAGAUAAAGGGUGGGAAACCAGAAUUGGAUUGGUACCAGAGAUAUAAAAUUGCACUGGGCACCGCAAAAGGAAUUGCCUAUUUACAUCAUGAUUGUUCUCCACCUAUCAUCCACAGAGACAUAAAAUCCAGUAACAUUUUGCUUGAUGAGGAUUAUGAGGCAAAAAUUGCUGAUUUUGGGGUCGCAAAAUUUGCAGAAAAAACUGAUCAGCAGUUGGGUUUUAGCUGUCUUGCUGGCACUCAUGGUUAUAUUGCUCCUGUCCCACUGGAUCAGGAUACUCAAUUCUCAUGUUCUUUUCAUCACUUGCAUCUAAUGAGAAGAUAAGUUGAGGGAAAGAUUGCAUAAAAUUGUGAUUUCUUUUCUCUUUACCUUCUCUUUCUCCACCUUUAUGACAUUUUUUCAUUCUGGUUCACGAAUCAUUUUGUCUGUCUGUUUUUGCUUGGAGAUCUACGUACUUUCUUAUAAAUGACAGACUUGAAGGCAACAUUUUUACUCCUAACUUUAUGACAUGGACUUCAUUUUACUUUUGAUAACCUUAGCAAUAAAAAAAUAUGUCCUAGUAUAGGAGAACAUUGACUUAAAAAUUAUUCUGAAGACCUCCCUCUUUAUAGUGAUUUAUGCAUCUUCACGGGUGGUCAUAUUCAUUUGUUCAUAACUAUGGAAAUAAAUAUGCUUCUUGAUAAAGGGUCAAAGUAAAUCUCCUUUAACUCUUAGCUCAGAUAAAUGGUACUCUGUUUCUGAAACAUCUGUAUCUGCUAUGCGAUCAUUGCUUUCUUCUUUUCAAAGAAUCAUGCUUAAAGGAAGAAUGUUAGGGAAGCUAUACGUAAAAAAAAAAAAAAAAAAAAAAAGAAUGUUUCAACUUGGACAUUGAUGUUGAUUGCUUGAAAAGGAAAUCUCUUUUCUUAUAUCAACAUCGAUAUUGCUUAAUUUUGUUUCUUGACUCUUGUUAAGUGAUGCACAUUAAGCAAAUUCAGUACUUGCGUUGUUGUGAUUUCUGCAAGUCUUAAAAUUAUGAUUGAAUGUAAAUAAAAUGACAAUGAAAAGACAUUCUUUCAGUUGUUUGUUAAACAGAUCAUGUUAAUGUUUCAAAUCUCUCCGCACAAAAAGAAGUGAUUUUUGAAAUUUCUUUGACGGACCUGCAAGUGCUCCAGAGGCAUGGCUGAACACUAUAGUAUAUGGCUAGUUAACUUUCCCCCCAAGUCCUGUUUAAACUAUGAUUGUAGACUGUAGUUAUGAGGAAAAACUAGAAUAGAAGUAUAUUUCCUCUUGUUCUUAUUAUGACGCAUAUCUAACUCAUUGAAACCAAUAAGAGGUGGUUAAGUUAUUAACUCAUCUGAAAAUAUAAUAAUCUUCAAAUUUCACCCCUAUUUAAAUGAAAAAUUUUUAAAUUUACAUUACGUUCUUUCUCAUAAUUAAUGAUUUUAGAUAGGGGUAAUAUUGAAAAAAAUAUAAUUAAUACUCCAUCAAGAGUUUUGUAUUAAGGACCAAAAAAUCCUUCUAAAAGGCGCCUUAUAAUAAGAACAAAGAGUACAAGGGUUAACACUCUGAAUCACAAAGUGUCAUUUCUUUUUUCUUUAUUUUCUUUCUUUCUUUCUUUCUUUCCUUUUUUUUUUUUGGCCUGAAAUUCUUUUUGGAGGUACAUGCACUAUACUUCCCAGAACAUCAUGGAAUUAAC